AUGGAUUCAAAGACCAGCAAUAUCCUCUCGUUGCCGUUUCGACGGUCGGGGCACCUGUCGCUCGCCACCACGAUCCGCCAAUACAUCAACGCCAAGUAUGACCAGCACCCGGACAUGUUUCGCCCGGACCUCGAGGCGAUUGAUACGCUACGGACAGAUGCCAUCAAUGUCCGCGAGCCGCACUUCAGCGGCAUUAAGAAGCUCCAAGCGUACGCCGCGCAGCUAGUCUGGAUCGGCGGCAAGUUUCCAGUCGACAUUGGUGCUGAAUUCACAUGGUACCCCGCGCUGGGCUAUAAUACCGAACGACCGAUGGUCCGCAACAACCUCAAGUACGAGCUCAUGAACAUUCUCUACAACCUUGCAGCGUUGUACUCGCAGCUCGCCAUCAACACAUCACGCGCCAACACCGACGGCCUGAAGACGGCCGCCAACUACUUUUCGCAGGCCGCCGGUGUGCUGUCGCACAUGAAGACAAGCGUGCUGCCGGAGCUGCGCAUGUCGGACCCGCCCGAGGACAUGGACGAGCACACGCUCGAGUCGCUGACGCAGCUGCUGCUGGCCCAGAGCCAGGAGUGCUUCUGGCAAAAGGCUGUUAUGGACGGCUACAAGGAUGCUUCGAUUGCCAAACUCGCCGCGCGCGUCUCGGACCUGUACAAUCUGGCCGGUGAGUCCGCCGUCAAGAGCGAAGCCAUCAGCAGCGCGUGGAUACACCACAUGACGGCCAAGCACCACCACUUUGCGGCGGCCGCGCAGUACCGAGCUGCUUGUGACUGCCUGGAGAAGAGGAAAUAUGGCGAAGAGGUGGCACGUCUCCAGGAUGCUGUACAGUGCAUCAACGAAGGCAUCAAGGAGACCAAGGGCGGAUACCUGAACAAAACUGUGGUUGAAGACUUGAAUGCGCUGAAGCGAAAGGUGGAAGAAGAUUUGAAGCGGGCAGAAAAGGACAAUGACAUCAUCUUUCUUAACAUUGUGCCGCCAAAAUCGGAACUCAAGAUCCUCGACCGAGCAAAUAUGGCCGUUGCUAGAGUACCAAAGCAAGUCUCGGAUCCGUACGAGUUCUUCGGAGACAAGGCUGAGUUUGGGCCAGCUCUCUUCUCUCGCCUGGUCCCAUUCUCUGUACACGUUGCGGUGUCCAUUUAUGAGGAACGACGCGACCGGAUGGUGGACCAGAAUAUUAUCCAAGAGUUGGAAGCGAUGACGGAACAAUUUCACAACGUUUUAGCGACUCUUGGGUUGCCUGGCUCAAUUCAAGCUCUGGAGAAGCCUCUGGGGCUACCGCCUAGCCUCGUGCAGCAUGCCGAAGAGAUUCGGCAGGCUGAUGCUGUCAAUCGAAUCCACAAGGCUUUCAUCGACAUCGAUAAGUUGCGGGCAGCCGACAUGGCCAUCUUUGAAGAAGGUGUCACGGCGCUAGCGACUGAAUACGACGAAGACCAACAACUGCGGGUCAAGUAUGGCACCGACCGCUGGGCUCGUCCAGAUAGCAAAACCGACCCGCAAGGCGCGAAGCUGUGGAAUCACGUCACAGAGAUUCAAAGCUAUUUCGAGAGCAGCUCGAGUAGCGACGGCGUGGUGCGAGAGAAAUAUGCAGACAAUGAAGAGUUGCUACGCAUCCUCUCUGGCCCCGACCGCGGGAUACAAAGCUAUGUACCCUCUGGUGGCCAGAUGGACAUGCGCGAAGACCUGAGAACGUCGAUGGGCAAGCUGCGUAGCGCGUAUAGUGAUGCGGUACGCCUCGAAAGCAGAAGACGGAACAAGAUCAAGAAUUUGAAGGAGAAUACGAAACGUGAUGACAUUAAGCCGGAUAUCCUCAAAGAAGCGGCCAGGCUGGAACGCACAUAUCCCACGACAAGUAUUGUACCGGCACACUUUGAAGAUUUCUUUGACAAGAGACUGGACAGGCUUUACGAGCCAGAGAUUGAGACGCUGGACAAGGAAGCAAAAGACCAGGAGGAGCUGGUUGCGCAGCUAGAGAGGGCGAAUCGCGAGUUUCAAGCACAGAAGCAAAAGGGAAGCUCACGUGCGAACCGCGAACGCGAGCAGGCACUGCAGAGGCUGGAUUCGGCGUACUACAAGUACAAGGAGAUUCUCAACAAUCUGGACGUGGGCCGCAAGUUUUACAACGACCUGAGCAAAAUCGUUGGGCAAGGUUUCCGGGAUGUGGCCAAGUCGUGGGUAGCUCAACGUCGCAUGGAAGCCAGAGCCUUGGAAGAGGAACUGAACAUGCCGACGCUGUCGAAUCUCAACAUAUCGAGAAAUCACACGCCGGUACAUAAUGCGCCUCCGCAGAGCAUGUAUCAGCAGCAAGAGGCGCAGAGCAUGUACCAACAACAACCCCAACAUCAAGCUUACUCGGGCGGUAUGCCGCAGCAGGGCGGUCCAGGAGAGGCUGCGGCCAUUCAAUCGUGGGCUGGUGCGGGAGGCAACGUGCAGCAACCACAGCCGAUGCCUCCGGUGGCGAAUCCGAUGGGAGGCAUGUGGGCGCCGGGGGCGGGUAUCAAAUUUGGGGCCGGACAGUCGCAGGCGGGAGGCGGCGGCGGCGAGGGACAGCAGCCUGCACCGGGGACGUGGAAUCCAAACUCGGGUAUCAAAUUUGGGUAG
This is a messenger RNA of Beauveria bassiana ARSEF 2860, 2598 nucleotides long. RefSeq names its product BRO1-like domain-containing protein. The transcript has 5 exons. Lineage: Eukaryota; Fungi; Ascomycota; Sordariomycetes; Hypocreales; Cordycipitaceae. Bases 1 to 2598 code for a protein of 865 amino acids. Gene Ontology annotation, molecular function: protein binding. Gene Ontology annotation, cellular component: endosome. The record is from RefSeq and is a predicted model, not a curated record.